Lottia gigantea (owl limpet) is the source of this 297-nucleotide messenger RNA. RefSeq lists its product as hypothetical. Gene Ontology annotation, biological process: embryonic morphogenesis; regulation of transcription by RNA polymerase II. Gene Ontology annotation, molecular function: RNA polymerase II transcription regulatory region sequence-specific DNA binding; DNA-binding transcription factor activity, RNA polymerase II-specific. Gene Ontology annotation, cellular component: nucleus. The record is from RefSeq and is a predicted model, not a curated record. Lineage: Eukaryota; Metazoa; Mollusca; Gastropoda; Lottiidae. The transcript has a single exon. The annotation marks the transcript as partial.
ACAUUAAGAAAGCAUAAACCGAACAGAAAACCAAGAACACCAUUCACCACUUCUCAGUUAUUAGCUUUGGAAAAGAAAUUCAACGAUAAACAAUACCUUUCCAUAGCAGAACGUGCAGAAUUUUCAGCAUCAUUAAAUCUCACAGAAACGCAAGUCAAAAUCUGGUUCCAAAACAGAAGAGCUAAGAGCAAACGACUCCAAGAAGCGGAAAUAGAAAAAAUGAGAAUGUCAUCCAGACCAAUGCUACCUCCAAUGAUGGGAGUUUCUUUUCCUGCUGCUGCUGCCGCCGCCGCUGCC